Molecule: messenger RNA, 3007 nt
Organism: Terrapene triunguis (Three-toed box turtle)
Lineage: Eukaryota; Metazoa; Chordata; Testudines; Emydidae
Gene: SBDS
Product: SBDS ribosome maturation factor
Exons: 5
Coding region: 77-829 (250 amino acids)
Biological process (GO): cytosolic ribosome assembly; ribosome biogenesis
Source: RefSeq, a predicted model, not a curated record
AUAGCCGUGGCGCAGCGCUGCUUGUUGACAGACGUCUCAGCCGCCUGACGGGCCCCGGACUCCCUGCACCGCCGCCAUGUCCAUCUUCACCCCCACCAACCAGAUCCGCCUCACCAACGUGGCCGUGGUGCGCACCCGGCGCGCCGGGAAGCGCUUCGAGAUCGCCUGCUACCGCAACAAAGUCAUGGGCUGGCGGAGCGGGGCUGAAAAAGACAUUGAUGAAGUUCUACAGACCAACACAGUAUUUGUAAACGUCUCUAAAGGUCAAGUUGCAAAGAAGGAAGAUCUCCUCAAAGCUUUUGGAACUGAUGACCAAACAGAAAUCUGCAAGACGAUUUUAACAAAAGGGGAGUUGCAGGUAUCUGACAAAGAGCGACACACACAAUUGGAGCAGAUGUUUAGAGACAUUGCAACCAUUGUCGCUGAGAAAUGUGUGAAUCCUGAAACAAAGAGGCCAUACACAGUAAUCCUUAUAGAAAGAGCCAUGAAGGAUAUCCACUAUUCUGUUAAACCAAACAAGAGCACCAAACAGCAGGCUUUGGAAGUGAUCAGACAGUUAAAGGAGACUAUGCAGAUUGAGCGGGCUCACAUGAGACUGCGGUUUAUUCUCCCAGCAAAAGAGGGCAAGAAGCUCAAAGAGAAGCUCAAACCACUGAUCAAAGUUAUAGAGAGUGAAGACUUCGAUGAGCAGUUAGAAAUUGUAUGCCUCAUUGAUCCAGGCUGCUUCAGGGAGAUCGACGAACUGAUCCGGUGUGAGACUAAAGGGAAAGGCUCGCUCGAAGUGCUCAGUCUGAAAGAUGUGGAAGAAGGAGAUGAAAAGUUUGAAUAAAACCCUUCCACCAACUUCACUUUUGUGGCAAACACUAUAAAGAGGCAGCGUUAGGCCACCUCAUUCUGUUAAGGUUUUUGUUUUUCCAACCUAUUGCUGCCAAAUAAUUGCUGUCACUAGCUCUAUUUGGGAUUAUUCCAGGCCGUGUUUCCUUGCAUUUGUCUGGGUAACAAGUGCCUUUUAAUAAAGAGGGGUUUGAGUGUUCAAUAUGCACUAAGAAUAAAGUUAUAGGACUUAACAGUGAAAGGCUAUACUAGCUUCGUUUUGGUGUGGGUAUUGAUUAUAUUGGUGUUCAUCUGGGCCGAGCCCUUUUCCCUUUAAUUUAGUGCUGGGUGGAAGGCUGCAUAUAUCCCAGAGCCGUUUAUUGCGUAUGAGGAGAAACAUGCACAGGCAAAAGAACUAAAUGAAGUGUCACUCUUAAAACAGUGCAUAUAUUAUUAACCUUGUUUAAUGGCAGCAUUAAAUAUGAGUGACCUAGACUGCCACAUGCUAGAGAAAUUUCACUAUUUGUAAAUAGACCGUUCUUCUAUAUUUUAUUCAUGGGAUACAUGCAAAAUAUACAUCCUAACUUGGAGAAAAGUGUUCCCCUAAUUCAUUCUUUCAACUGUUAAAUGAAUUAUAAUAUAUACAUAAAGUAUUUUAUAGGAUCUGGCACUAGUGUAGUGGUCCUUUAUGCUUCUGCGAGGCUGAAGCUGUGCUCCCAAAAUAUGCAAAAAUUCCCUACUAAAAUAAACCUGAUCUAGACUAGGUAAAGGAAUCUGCUCCUUGAGAUAGACAAGCUCCCAGUGUACCUUAGUUUUCCCCUGCUGAACUUGUAUAUGUUCCUUUUCUUAUCCAAGAUAAAAGCCAAAAUGCUUUAAACUUCUCUAGUAUCUUCAUGUUAGACCCUUUGUGUGUCUUGCUGAUGUCCACACACACUUUCUACCAACCCACCUGCUGCAGAAGAUACAGCACUCUAAACUACUUUGCUAAAAUUACAGUACAGUUUUUCAAACAAGAUAGUAUAUGAAUAAUACAGCUAAGCAGCUCCAAGAAAUGUAUUCAUACUUCCUGAGGGAGAAUACAAAAUAGAGGGGAAAGAGUAAAUGAUACUAACUUGGCCUACCCAUCCAGGGAUUGUUCAAGGAUAAACAUGGAGUUUAAAUGGAGCCCCUGGCAUUAAACAUCAACUUCUGUGACAGUAGUAUGAUGCAGCAAAAUAUGCAUUAGUUGUUUGGUACCAUUUCUGUUUCCUAGUUUAGGGGAUGAGCUAGUACAGUGGUCACUUGCUGCCUCUUAGAGGGAAGUGGCAUAUGUAUUUUGUGACAAAGUUGUCAGCUGUCCUCUGAUUUGAUGCAUACAGUUUCUGUAAAGACCUAGAUGUUGUUAGCAAUAUCUGUUUGUUGUAGUUAUAAACUAACACACAAGUACCUAGCAAAGCCCCUCUGUGCCCCUCUCAGAAAUUUACCUCCCCUUUACUCUGACAGCCUGAGCUUGUUCAUGGGUCGGAUUGCAGGGGAGGCCAAUAAGAAAUUUAGAAGUACCCAAGUUGCAUUGGCGUUUAAGUCCCACUGAUAGUCAGUGGGAUAUGGGUUCCUUAGUCAUUAAGCAUUUUGAAAAUUGAAAUUACCUGUGUGAUUUUGCUGCCAUGUCUUCUUAUGUGGACAUACAUUAGACUAAGUGGCUAUACACAAACUAUACUGGUACAGUUAAGCUGGCACAUUUCCCCAUGUUGAUAAGCUCUUGAUUGUGCUCAUCUUUGAGAUGGUUGAGCACCAAAGAUACUUAUCAGUAUUAAUAUCCCCUUGAGAUUAACUGGGCAAUUCAUUAAUCUCAUCUAGUGUUUUGGGUUGCCUGCAGCUUCAGCCAUCACUGCAUCCAUAAUGAUUAGAGCAGUUUUUCUUUAGUGAUAAAGCUUAGUUUCUGAAGAGUAAACUUGGGAGCUAGCAGGCGAAAGAGGAGUUGCAGUAAUUUAGCAGAAUCCAGUUCACAAACUUGCUAAGAAGAUGGGGGGGAGAGAGAGUCUAUUUCCCUGUAAAGCCUUCUCCUGGAUUUGGGUGAACUUUUCAGGUGUUUUUUCUUAGUAGAGGGAGUUCCUUUUUGAUUUUUUUGUAAUUUAUGUACAGUUGGUUUGUUUAGUAUUUAUGGGUCAGGAAGAAUGGCAGACAGGUAUCAAAUAAAACGUAUUAAAGUUGUUGA